Messenger RNA from Betta splendens (Siamese fighting fish), 4622 nucleotides. It is a transcript of the gene znf839, whose product is annotated as zinc finger protein 839. The record is from RefSeq and is a predicted model, not a curated record. The coding region runs from base 691 to 3873 and encodes 1060 amino acids. Lineage: Eukaryota; Metazoa; Chordata; Actinopteri; Anabantiformes; Osphronemidae. The transcript is spliced from 11 exons.
ACUGACCUAAAGCCACAAGACUGCUGAAUCAAAACAGGUACAAAUGGACGACAGGAAGCGGAAACUGAGCCACUGUCUAUAGAAAAACCUGGAACGUGGAUUUUGUUCGCCCAGCUUUAAUCUCGUCAUUGUGUUUACAAAAGACGACUGCUGCUGGACCAACCAACGGACCUGCUCUCCAACCGGUCCGGGCUGUUGGCUUGCCUGGUGCUUUUUAGAGGAACGUUGUUUUUCGUACGCUUCUGUAAGCACCAAGUCUCAUUAGACGAAAUGCUUUGAGUAAAAGCGAUACCAUAAUUUAUUUUGCCAGUUAUCAUCUAAUUGUAACCGUGGGCAAAGAAAACAUGCAUAUCUGUAUUAUAAUAAUCCAAACUAAAUCUUAAUGCUUUUAAUGCAGUGGCAGUGAAUCCGGUCCGAUGGGUGACCCAGAGCGGGAUUUUUGCGCUCCCGCUCUCGCUCACAGCAAAGCUAGGCUAACUGUGGUUCAAAACUCCCCAGCAAACCGUGAAUUGCUACUGUUAUUAGCGCUUCAGUUGACGUCGUCCUUCAUUCCCGAGCAGCGUUUAAUUCACCAGCACACACAGACCUCAUAAAACAGCACCACCGACGUGACACCGAUCGACGAUUCGGUUGAUUUGAUUUACGGACUGGCCCCUGUCUGAGCUAAGCUAAGUUAGCCUCACAGCCAAAAUGGCGGACAACGAGGAUGACAGCGGUUUGACUAGAACAAUAACGGCUGCGGAGCUGCCCGGGGCUGUGGCUCAACCUGCCGCCACCAACUGCGCCCAACCCGUGGGCUUUUUGCAGUCCGCGCCCGCUGCAGAGAUCAACCAGUGCGAGGGAAAUGUUUCGGCAGUGGCCACUGAUCAGAGUAGUCAACCCGUGGAGAAAUCGCAGACAGUGACCGGUGCUGAGAGCAGCCAGUCCGUGGAGAGUUUACCAGCGGGGUCUGAAGCGCAGCUGGCGGAGUUCUUACAGAGUUGCCCGGCGGAACAGAGCAUUCUAGUGGGCGCGGAGCUCGCUGGCCUAGGCCCGGACCUGGCCAACACUACCAUCAUCUACUUGCAGCCGGAUGGAAGCCUGGUAGAGGGUUCUGGGCUCACGGCAGAGGAACAGCAGGCUCUGCUGGACCAGCUCACCAAGCAGCAGAUCGUCCAGGUCUCUGACAACGAGGCCGCACAACUGCUGCAGCAAAGCCAGGUGGUCAAAACCAUCCCCAACACGACCCUGGACGCCAGUCAACUGCAGCAGGUCAUCAAUCAGGUCACCAAGUCCCAGCAGCAGGUCCUGGUCCCCCAGCAGCAGGUCCUGGUCCCCCAGCAGCAGGUCCUGGUCCCCCAGCAGCAGGUCCUGGUCCCCCAGCAGCAGGUCCAGGUUUGUCAUCAGACUCUGAAACAGGCCCAGGUUUCUCAGCAGAACCUGAAAAACACAACCCAGAACAAUGCAUCACAGCAGCUGAAGAGUGUGGCUCAGCAGGUGGCCAUGCAGACCAGCGGUUCAGUCCAUGUGGUUCAGAAGAAGCCAGAGCCUGUCCGAAUCCAGAUCCAGGUUCCUCCUAAACAAGAAGUAAAGUCUGGCACCACAAUUCAGCAGAAGACCGUAGCAGUCAGUCACCCACAGGUGAAACUGUCUGCCAAUGGAAGUGUGAGCAAUGCCCAGAUCAUCCACAUCCAGCCUGUGGUUGGUCAGCAGGGUCAACAGUUCUUCCUGCAGCAGAGUCCAGGGGACCCCCCCAUCCAGCUGCUGCUUCAGAGCCCUGCCCCUGUCAUCAGCUCUCUACUUCCAGUGGUGCAUAAGUUGACAAGUGAGACCACAGCAGCUUCUAGUUCAAGUCAGAAAACCAUAUCAUCCCCUAUCAGAUUUCAGUCCCCCUCUACCAUCAAGACUCCAGCCACUUCUGUUGUAAAGACCCCCACCACCACUGCAAAGACAACUAGCGUUCCACUUUUUAAAACGCACACUAAUGGAACCACGACUUCUGUCAGAAAGAGCCCUGUUAAACCACCUGCUGCCAUCACGGCAGUCCCAGUACAGACCACCAAACCUGUCCCAGCAGCCCAACCCGCGGCCUCAUCUCCUGCUUCUUUGCCCGUGGCAGUCAAGUACAGAGACAGAGAAAAAGAAGAAAAGGAGAAGAAAAGAGAGAAAAGGGUAAUGAAGGUAAAGACAAGGUCUGGGCGAGUUUCCAGACCACCAAAGUAUAAAGCCAAAGACUACAAGUUUAUAAAGACUGAGGACCUGGCUGACAGCCACCAGUCUGACUCUGAUGACUACUCAGACAUGAGUGUAGAAGAUGAGGAGGGGGAGGGUGGAAGAAAGGACGGCCCUGAUCCUGGCAUGUCACCCUCCCUCAUCUACAGCCACAAGUCCAGGUCUCACCGGUGCCAGACUUGCGACAAAGCCUACAUUGGUCCAGGAGGCUUGAACCGCCAUUACAAACUUAACCCGACCCACGGAGACCCUGACACAAAUGUUAACACAUCACUGCUAAGUGGAGAGGUCAGCCAAACAGAGGAGACAACAACGGGAGGCGUCAAAGAAGAAGAGACAAAAAGGGAAGACAGACCUGCUGCCACGGCAACAAGCAGAGCAGAGGGUGGUCCAGCUUCAGCCGUCGGGCUUAGAGCCCUUCAUCACAGAGGCCCUGGACGACCCCGGGGGCGAGGCAGGGGCCGAGGGCGCGGGCGGGGUCGACCUUUGGCACCGCCUUCUAAGGUGGCAGUGGGGCUUGUCAGCAGGCGGGGGCGUCGUGGUCGACCUCCUAAGCACAGUGUUGCCCUAGUAACGGCAGAGCAGCAGGCAGAGAGGAGGCGAGACCGCCUGCAGGAGCUGGUGGAGCAAUGUGAGAAUGAGGAACUUAUGGACAUCGUCCUUCCUCGUUUGACCAACGUGCUGAGUCUGUGGGAGCUGCUGUUGGCAAAGGUGGAGCGUGGUGCUCCGGCUCAGACUCGAUUUCCAGACAUUUAUCGCGAGUUUGAGUCUCUGCAGGCUCAGGUGAGACAAGCUGCUCAGGACUACAUUGUCAGCCCGCAGGGGGGAGCCUCGCCUCUUGAGGUCAGAAACAUAGAGGUGGCCAGGUCUUUGGGGAUCCUGGAUGAGGUGAACAAGAUGAAGGUGAUUCCUGGAGCAUCUCCCAGCUCCAGUCUGACCAAUAAGAAUGUCCGAUACAUGGAGAAUUCUAAGAUGCUGCCACCAUCCAAGAGAUUCAAGAUGGAGAGUAGUGUACCAGCUAAACAGAACGGGAUUGAACCUAAAACGGGUGGGACUGGAGUGCCCCUCCCUGUGACCUCAUCUCUGAAGUCCUGCUCAGUCUCUGUGUCUCCUCUCCUGAUUGCAGCUGGAUCCAAACUGCUGACCACCACCACCAGUUCUGCCUUCAGUUCUUCUGGCUCCAACUCCGAACCUUCCACUCAGGCCCCACCCCCUUACGCACUUAUGGAGAUUACCCCGGGUGAGAAGCAGACCAGUUCCCAGCUCGAGUCUCAGCCUGCAGCUCAGGAUCACAGUCUUGGCACCAAUGACAAGCAAGUAAUGGAGCUUGAGAAAGCUCAGGGUCCUGAGAUUACUAUGGACACAAAGACACCGGAGUCCAGCAUAGUUCACACUCUGGCCACUUCUGAGCUGCAAAAGAACAUUUCCCAGACAGAGUGCAGAGCCACAGAUGCCAAAGAGGUGCAAGAGGGGCAGGAGAUCUAUAUCCAGACAGAAGGGCUGACUGUUCAGUUGGCAGAGCCUGGAUCAGACCGGAUCGUCAUUGUCAAUGGGCCAGAUGGAACCACAAUGCACAUUCAGACUCCAGAGGGGGUUCCCCUGGAGGCUGUCCAGGCGCUGCUGGGAAUUGAGGCAUCAGAUGGAGCUAAAUUUCCACAGUAAAGUCUGAAAAUCCUCCUGAUUCAGAUGGAGAAGGACCUGUAUCUGAAGGGAAUGACUGAGUUGUAUGUUUAAGGAGGUGCAGAUGGACUACACCUGUUAAAACACCUGUUUAAAAAAAGUCAUCCAAUGCCUGUGUAAAGGCUGAAGCAGAGAUGCCUAUUCCGUUACACAACAAAUUGCAGGGGGCACUAAUGUGGCUUAGGACCACAGGUUCUGUUGGUUUGUGGUUCUUUAGCAGACUUGAACUUGAUUUGACUGAUGGACUAUUUCUCAGAUCUUCUUUAAUUAUCAUCUUAUGUUGGAAGAAGUUCUAAUGUAACUUUACACCCUGAAGAAUUCACCAACCAGUUACACACAUGAGGAAACAUGGGGUUUUGAGAGAAGAGGAUAUCUGUGUGUUCGGGUUUCAUCUGUGACCAUUGUCAAUGUGAGGAUGUUCCUCAAGUUUUAAAUCUCGACUGAUUGUACAUUUGUAAAGUUGUUUUUGCCCCAGUGUUUCCAUCUUUGUUUUGAAGUAGAAAUAGAUUAGUUUCUGUUGAUAUGUAGAUAAAGUUUAAAGAGUUGCACUAUUUUAUUACUUUUUAUAAAAGUUCACAGUGAAGCGUUUUCCAAACGACAGCUGGAUGUUUAGAAAGCGGACCUGAAAUGGACUCAAGGAGGAGAUGGGACUUUAUUGGUUUGUCAUGUUUAUUGUUGGAAUGAGAUGCAUUUCAUGUUUGUCCAAUAAACUGAUGAGAAUCAUUUCAUUA